Molecule: messenger RNA, 835 nt
Organism: Ipomoea triloba (trilobed morning glory)
Lineage: Eukaryota; Viridiplantae; Streptophyta; Magnoliopsida; Solanales; Convolvulaceae
Product: anther-specific protein LAT52-like
Exons: 1
Coding region: 127-627 (166 amino acids)
Source: RefSeq, a predicted model, not a curated record
UCAGGGCUCUCUAAUACUAUAAAACGCCCACAAAUCUCCCAUUACCAAACCGUGGAACACAUCAAGAGAAGAGAAGUACACCUACCAAUCAAUAAAACCAAACCAAAGCAAACCAAGAAAACAAAAAUGGCAAGGGCCGCUGUUGUUGCACUCAUCUCCGCUCUCUGCACUCUGGCCCUUGCCACCACCUUCGUCCACUGCGCCCCCGCCGAGAAAUUUAGCGUCCGCGGCCAGGUCUACUGCGACACCUGCCGCGUCCAGUUCCAGACCAGAAUCAGCGAGUACAUGGCGGGCGUGGUGGUGCGCUUGGACUGCAAAAACAUAGACAAUGAGACUUUGACGUAUAGCGUGCAAGGCGAGACGGGGCCCGACGGGAAGUAUAGUUUGAGCGUGGAUGGAGACCACGAGAACGACAUGUGCGAGGUGACGGUGGUGAAGAGCCCCAAGGAGGAUUGCAAGGAGACCGUGGCGGGGCUGGAGAAGGCCCGGGUGGUUUGCACGGAUAACGUUGGAAUGGACGGCUCCGUUCGCUAUGCUAACCCGCUGUUCUUCAUGAAACGCAAAGCGGAUGAGCGGUGCCCCCAAGUCUUGAAGGAGAUCGAUUUCUUCCCUAAUCAAAACAUGUAAUUUUCUUUCUCGUCAUCAACUACGUAACAAACAACAACAACAACAACGUAACAACCCUUAUUAGUUGCCCUUGCCUUUUAGUGUCAACAUCAUUGACUACCACUUCUCUUCUUCUAUGUAUUGUUGCGCCCGCGGAAGUGGGAUAGAUCAGAUUGCAACAAUAAUUUGAGAAAGAAAAAUAAAUGAGACACAGAUUUUACGUGGAAAA